Aphis gossypii (cotton aphid) is the source of this 3417-nucleotide messenger RNA. RefSeq names its product armadillo-like helical domain-containing protein 3. NCBI's taxonomy places the organism in Eukaryota, Metazoa, Arthropoda, Insecta, Hemiptera, Aphididae. The record is from RefSeq and is a predicted model, not a curated record. The coding region runs from base 320 to 2374 and encodes 684 amino acids. The transcript has 15 exons. Gene Ontology annotation, biological process: regulation of Golgi organization. Gene Ontology annotation, cellular component: cytosol.
UUAUCAAUGAUGCACUGCGCUAAAUCCAACGUAAUACGCGAUACUUCAGAUAUUUGCGACAGUCAAAAACUGCUGCUGAGCUUAUAGUUAUGGAUUCUAUUGACUAUAAAAGGGAUUUCGUUUUAAUAAGACGUAGUGCAAUGUUACUCUGAUCGUUCCUCCGAAUCGUUAAUUUCAUCGUGCGUACGAUGUCUCGUUAAUCGCAGCUGGUUUACCUAUUUUAUUCAAACGUUACUCGAGUGUUAGCGGAAAUUGUGCAUACCUAAUAAUAUAGAUUAUCAAGAUUUUUGGGUGAAUCACACUUGUUCAAAUCCAAGGUAUGGCAUUUCGUAGACGAAGUACAUCAGGGUCUAAACCACAGCUUAAAGAAAAAGUUGUACAAAUUUAUGAGUCAUUUUUUAAAGGUGAAGAUGUCUCGAAAGAUAAUGAUAAUUUUUGGGAUGAAUUUUUCUUACUCAAACCUAAAAUAUCAUAUAUUGAGACAGAAAUGGAAAAACUAAGUAUUGAACAAUUGAUAACACUUCAAGAUAAUAUUAGACUAUUAUUUAUCAAAUGUAUCACAGCAUUUGAAUGUCAACAUCAAUUGCGUAUAAUAUUCUCAUUAAAAACGUUGACAUGUUUAGUAAGCAGUCUAUACAAAAAAUUUAGAAUCAACCCUACAUUUGAAUUCAUUUCUAUUUUGGUGAUACCAAAAGACACUGAUAUGGUUUUUGAGAAUUUAUUGGGGAAAUGCAAUAUAAUGUUACGUGAACCUGAAUGUGUUGUUGUUAAAGACCUAUGUCUACAAUUUUUACUGACAAUCGUUACUGGAACCGACAACCUCAAUGAAAACCCAGCUCUUCGCCAUUUGAUGUCUAACAGUGUUUUUGAACCUUUAACAGAAGUUCUUUCAAAUAAUAUAUACCGAACAUAUCAUGGCUAUGAUUCUAUUUUGCUCUUGACAUUACUUAUGAAUGUUGAAACUGCUAAGAAGACAAAUCCAUAUGUAGUCAAGUUAUCAUUGUUAGACAAAGAAGACACUUUAAAUGGUUAUAGCCAGAUUAUAAGAUGGUCAUUAGAAGAAAUUUGUCAACAAUAUAGAUCAGAAGAAAUAGCACAGUACUCAAACAAUACAUGGUUUAAUACAUUUACAUCAGUUGUUAGCAAUAUGUUAUUUGUACCAGAUACUAUUGAAGAACAUAAUAUUGAGUUGCCUCAAGAAAUCAGGUCAAUGAGUGGGAUAUUAAUAGCAUUGUAUGAAGCUGUACAUUAUAACAGAAAUUUCAUGACUACAUUAACACAUUGUCAUUCAUCCAAUAACUAUGAGUUACAUCCCAGUGUUAUGCAACAGACACAGUCAGUUACAAAUAAUCCUGAUCUCAAAUCGCCAUCAGAUAAUCAAUUCUCCAAUCUUCUAGUCACAUUUUUUCAAUAUUGUUCAAUUGUAAUGCAGGACACAAAAACUGAAGCAAAUGCAAAUAAUUCAAUGCUUUGCUUUGUAAUAUUGUCUAGUAUUACUGAUGAUCAAUUUGCUAAUUCACUUAUGCAUGAUGUAAAUUUACAAUUUAAAGUUGAUCUAUAUAGAUCACCUACCAGACGAUAUAUGUUUGUUCCGGACAAGUCACCAAAACCUUUGGCUGCUGCUCUAUUAGAUUUGAUGAUCGAGUUCAUGUUAGGACACAUGAUGAAAAAAUUGCCACUUGAUCAAUACAUGAAAUGUAUAAGCAUAAUUCACCGUAUAAUAUGUUAUCAAAAACGAAAUAGUGUACGUUUGUGUUACAAUUGGAAAGAUUUAUGGAGUUCUUUAAUCACUGUGUUAAAGUUUUUGAUGACAUAUGAACAUCAACUUUCACAAGAUAUAAAUAUUUAUGAUUUAGGAAUACAAAUUGUAAACAUAUUUAACUUAUUCAUUACCUAUGGUGAUAUGCUACUUCCAUCACCUAGUAGUUAUGAUGAAUUAUACUAUGAGAUUAUUAGAAUGCAUACAGUUUUUGACAAUAUAUAUGUCUUAUCAUCAAGAAAUUCUUCAGCUAUUAGUGAACACAAAUUAUCUGCCACAAAAUUAUCCAAUUGUUUAAUCAAUAUCAGAGCUAUAAUCAAUCAUUAUAUACCAAAAAUCGAUAAUUGGUUAGAAAAGAAUUCAGUGACUACUCCUGUUGGUGAAGAAAUUUUAGAAGUUGUAAGAAAUAAUUAUGAUACACUGACACUGAAACUAUUACUUGAUUGUUUGGGAAGUUUUGAAUCAAACAAGUCCAAUCAUGAUUUGUCAAGCUCAUCACUUAUCAAACUAAUGGUUAGCAAAGUAGUCAAGGAUACACGGCAAUCAUUAAAGCAUUCCAACACUGAUCUUCAACAAAUUCUUCAGAACUUUUCACUUUACACUAAUCCGUCAUAAUAUUUUAUGAAACAGUAUUAAUAUUAUAUUCAAAAACUAUUUAUUUAAAUAUGAUCAAAUGCAAUUUUAGAAACCUUUUUAAUUGUGUUGCCUUUUUAUAAUUGUAAAUUAAAGGACAUCACAACACUAUUUUUUCUUUCAAUUUUAAGUUAUCGGUGUAUUAUUGUAGUCAAUACAAUGAAAAACGUUUUGGUAAAAAUCCAGAAAUAGUAUUUCAGAAUUUUUUUUUUCAUAAUCUUAAGUAUAUUUAUGUGCUUAAGUGGUGUGAUUUAAAAUUGAAUUUAUCUUGUUGUUAUAUACGUCAUAUUAUAAAUUAUAGUUUAGUAAAAUUAAUGAAUUUGUGACCCGCAUCAUGUUAACACACAAACCAAAUUUUAUAAAUUUUACAAUAUUAGUUCUGUCUACUAUGAAAAAACUAGAAAGUAUAUCAAAGUUAUAAUUACACCAGUGUCAUAAACACAAAAAAUACUUAGGGUUACCUAAAAAAAAAUUUUAAAUAUUAUAUUUAACGAUUGAAAUUAUUGUGUUAAUAUAAACACUUUUGCACGUAAAAUAUACACCACUGUUCUGACUUCGGCUCUAUGACAUCAUACACAUAUUUUCAAACUCCUGUAUCUCAUUGAAUAAUAAGUGUUGUGUAUACUGUAUACUGUAUAUAAGUGUGAAACUCGCACCAUAUUUCUUAGAUAAUGACAUACAUCAAAUCUAAGCAAACUUGUUUUUAAUGCUGUGAUGUCCUUUAAAAUUGGAAAUGAUUGAACGAAUUAAAUAUUAUAUAAUAAUUCUCAUUGAAUGAUUUUUUUUCUUCAAUUAAUUUAAACUUUCUUAUAAGUCAUGUUUUUUGUUUAUUAUUAUUUAUUUAUUAUUGUAGGUAAACAUUUACCAAAAUUGUGUUAUAAAAUAUAAUCGAUUCUAUCUGAAAUUAUAAAAAAAAAAAAUGUGUGUCAAACAUAUUUUUUCUUAGAUGAAUUUUUCAUAAUAUGAACAAUACUCAUUGAUUUGUAUAAAUUAAAAACAAAAUAUAUGCUAUUUAUAUAUUAUAA